GAUCCGAAAGAAUUGAGACACUGCAGUUCGCAGGCGAAAGUCGAAACCGCGAAUCACCUUAACAGAUUGGGGACUCCCUCCGCCCCGGAACCCUUGAAGAUUCUCGUUGCUUGCGUGAUUAUCAAGGACCAAGGUGCCGUCGUCGUCUUCAGCCCCUAGUUGGCCGAUACUCUAGUGUCGCAACAAGAAAGAGCCUAGGUCGCGGCCUUCUUCAGCCAUUUUCAGUCUCUUGAUUUCAAGGAUCUGUGAAGGGGAGAAUACAAAGACAAGCUGCUGCUGCAUUCACUUAUAUUUUGCCCAAUGUCAGACGCUGGUGAACCUCCACAGUCUGAGCAAGUUUGCAACUUCUUCCGAAAACCAUCAAAGAACAGAAACAUAAGAAAGAGGGAAAUUAAUGAAAUUGAUGAAGAUGAGGAUUCUAAAGGUGGUAGCUCUUUGAUGCAAACUAAGAAAAAGCUUCCGCAAGCCGAUACCAAGCUGCAUUUCUCUAAUGCGCCUUCAAAGCGUUCAAUGUUGUCUGAACAAGAGCCAGAGUCCAAGACUAAAAUCUUUCAAUUUGAAUCUUCCAAGGAAAUUCAAGUUCAAGGUGAUAGCAAAGCAACUGCGACUCUUGAAACCGAGACCGAUUUCUCUAACGAUGCUAGAGCAAUCAGAGAGAGGGUGCUUAAGCAAUCGACUCAGAUUUUGAAGGGGAAACCCAAGGAUUCUGGUGGUGAGAAACUGUAUAAAGGUAUCCAUGGGUACACUGAUUUUAAAGCUGGGUUCAGGAGAGAGCAAACAGUUGCUUCUGAGAAAGCUGGUGGGUCACAUGGGCCACUUAGAGCUUCUGCUCACAUAAGAGUUUCUGCGAGGUUUGACUACCAACCAGAUAUUUGUAAAGAUUAUAAAGAGACUGGUUACUGUGGAUAUGGAGAUUCUUGCAAAUUUAUGCAUGACCGGGGAGAUUACAAGUCAGGAUGGCAGAUGGAAAAGGAAUGGGACGAAUCUGAGAAGAUUAGGAAAAGAAAUUUAGCUCUCGGAGGUGAUGAUGACAUAGAUGGGGAGACAGAAGCGCCGAAUGAUGAAGACGAUGAGGAUGCCUUGCCCUUUGCUUGUUUCAUUUGUAGGCAGCCUUUUGUAGAUCCUGUUGUGACAAGGUGCAAACAUUACUUUUGUGAGCACUGUGCAUUGAAGCAUCACGUGAAGAACAAGAAGUGUUUCGUUUGCAACCAGCCAACCAACGGGCUAUUCAACACUGCUCUGGAGAUCAAGAAAAGAAUGGCUGCAGAAGGGAAAUGAUGCCCCAUGGUUAGUUGAGUGAAUGAUGGAUGGAUGGAUGGAUAGAUCUACAUACAUUUUAAUGAUGACUAUGCUUUUGUAAUUUGUAUUGUGUCCACUAUUUUGCUUGCUUGCUUCUUGUUAACCGCAAAGGCUGGAAACAAUAUGUGAUUGAAAUUUUGUUGCAAAGCUACAGUGUUGUAUUAA
Messenger RNA from Impatiens glandulifera, 1464 nucleotides. RefSeq names its product zinc finger CCCH domain-containing protein 1. Lineage: Eukaryota; Viridiplantae; Streptophyta; Magnoliopsida; Ericales; Balsaminaceae. The transcript has 5 exons. The record is from RefSeq and is a predicted model, not a curated record. Gene Ontology annotation, molecular function: metal ion binding. Gene Ontology annotation, biological process: snoRNA splicing. Gene Ontology annotation, cellular component: U2-type spliceosomal complex. Bases 301 to 1278 code for a protein of 325 amino acids.